GAAAAAAAAAAAAGAAAAAACAGAGGAAAAAGAUUGUACAUACUAUGCAAUUAUAGCGUGUAUAAUUAAAGCUUUGUGAAAUAUUACAAAUUAGAGAAAGAGAAUGUCUGAUUUUAUAUGUGUUCAUUUUUUGACGAUGACAGUUACCUUUUUGUUUAGUUUCUUUUACGACUAUGUUCGAAAUUAUUAAAAAAAUUUUUACACUGGAAAUCAAUCAUUAAUAAAGAUACGAGAGACAUUGUUUUUUCUUUUGGAUUAAACAUCACAAUAGCUGUGUUUGAACAUAAUGAGAUAUCUUCAAAACGAUGUACAUAUAAUAUAAAUUUUUAUAAUUUCUCGUGUUGUCCAUUUAUAUUAAUUAAAAUGCCUUGCUUUACAAGUAUAUGAUAAGAAUUUUAUUUAUACAGACAUUUGUGUAUACCUUUGUAUUUAAGAUUAAAGACACAAGUUAAUAUAAUUAAAUACCACAGUAGUUUCAAGAUCGUUUAAACAAUUGUCUUCAAUAAUUUCAAACUGUAUCUCGUUUCAUCUGUUACAUCUCAUUUCUGUAUAAUUCAUAUAAUUUGUUUUAUUUUCAAAUCCACUAGUUGUCUAUUCUCUAAUUGUUCCAACCAAAUUCGAGAGAAGCGUCCAUUCAUAUCGGACAACGUUUACUAUGAAGUAGUCAUAGCAGUGUACAAUGCCUGUAUCAUGCAACUUUGUUUCAAACUAACAGACAAAACGUCCAAUUCGGUAAACGAAAGAUUCGGUGAUCGUCAUACUUUCAUCCGAAUACAUUAAUAUAUACGUUACGCAUCAAACGUACCAUCGUCUUCGAAAUAAAAUUCCGUGCCUCUAUCGUAAUACGUGUUUUGCAAUUCUAUCGUAAUAUGCGUUAGAAUGAGACAAUCCCAAAAAAGGAUUGACUGUUCUUUUUUUUUUUCGAAUAAUACAAACUAACGAGAUUGUUACGCGUUGACCGAGGUGAUUUUGAAAUCAUUCGUAACGUCAGGUAGGUAUACGCGCAUAAGAGGGCGGUAUCGUAAUGGCGACUGCGCAAUCAAUCGAAAUAGCCACGAUAUGGUACACACGUGCGUGUGUAGGUGCACACAAACAAGGUGGGGGGAUAUUUCUUCUAGCGUCUCUCUCGUUCCAUUCGUUAGCACGGGUAACUUUUAAUAAGUUCGCGUUUACAGGAGAGACUUACGAUGUUUAGUCGCCUUUGAGUCCGUCAACUAUAUAGUACCAGUAAGAAGAUGUACAGCAUCUGCUGUACCGGAUCCUUCCUGUGCCAAGAGAUCGCAGUACGUGCCUGCAUGUGAACGCGCCUCGAUUUUGUAUUUUUCUACGUUUCAUCGUGCUAUUUUCAAUAUGUGUCGCUGAGCAUAUCUCUGGAAUUCUCACACCUUGCCGAUCAUAUGAAAAAUGUCGAAGCUAGGUGACAAACCAAGCUAUGCGCAGACAUACAAGCUCGUCGUCGUUGGCACGGGCGGUGUCGGAAAAUCUGCGAUCACGAUACAAUUCAUUCAACAGGUCAAGAAGAAUUUAGUGCAAUGCGAGAACAAUAUAUGAGAAGCGGCGAAGGAUUUCUACUUGUAUUCUCUAUAACUGAUCUUUCAUCUUUCGAUGAAAUAUUAAAAUUCCACAGGCAGAUACUUAGAGUAAAGGAUCGAGAAGAAUUUCCUAUGCUUAUGGUUGGUAACAAAGCUGAUUUGGAUUAUCACAGAGUUGUUCAAGUUGAAGAGGCACAAAAUAGGGCUCGUCGAUUGAAAAUCCCUUAUAUUGAAUGUAGCGCAAAAUUAAGAAUGAACGUUGACCAAGCUUUCCACGAAUUAGUAAGAAUUGUCAGAAAGUUUCAGUUAUCUGAAAGACCGCCGUUAGAAUUAAACUAUAAGAAAAAUAAAAAGAAAUGUUGUAUGUUGUAAUGACUAAUAUGUUUUUAAUUGACGAAUUUUUGUAUCAACAAAAGGUUGGAUCAAAAAUUAGAAUUGUGGAACUAAUCAAAUCAUGAGAAUCGUAAUCUCUUACACUUAAGUUGAAGUAAAAAUUUGAAAUCUAAAAUAACGGAUUGUUCAAAUGGUGAUAACAUAACUGCUUUUGGUAAUAACAUUUAGACUAUUUUAACUGAGAAUUUAUACACGCAACUUGGAUCAAAGAGUGCUUUAAGCACGUAUGAUAUUUUUGAGUAUAUUACAAAUACUUUGUACUCAAUUAUAAAACGAAUUAAUAUAGUAUUUAUCAGAAGUGUAGUAACACUGUUUACAAAUCGUGUAAUUUUAAUUGUAUAAGAAAUAAAAAUAAUGACGUAUUUUAUUAAAAAUACACUGGUUAUGAUGUAAGUUUUAUAUUAAAUAUAUUAAUAUAUUUAAU
This is a messenger RNA of Heterotrigona itama, 2349 nucleotides long. The record is from the annotation of a GenBank genome assembly. Lineage: Eukaryota; Metazoa; Arthropoda; Insecta; Hymenoptera; Apidae.